AUGGCUGACGCUACGACAACUCAAGCUCCGGCAACAACUCCAAAUGCUACGGUUUUCACGUUCGAAGAGCAGGCGACCGCCUCUGUUGCUCUCUAUUCAAUGUCGAUAUUCUGUAUUGUUGUUGGUGGAAUUCGAUCGGCGCAAUAUAUCUCGACACAGAUCAAAAAGCGACGAUUGAUAGAGGGAUCUGUUACACUUCGCGAAGCCAAGAAAUUCCCAAUCUCAGCUUCUUUUGUGCUUUUUUCUCUCUACAUCUUUUUCAAGCCGGCUCACGAACGUUUCAACUGGGUUGCUGCAGUUCUUCAAAAGAUCCGCGUUCCAGACGAGUAUGUUCAGAAGGUUAACGCUACAAUCAUUGCCUACACGGCAAAUUCAACCUCAACUGAUCCGGCUGUCCCAUUUUAUGAAAGAUUGAUCGCUAAAUUGCCGUUUAGUGUGCAAGAGUAUGCUGUCAUUCCCGAAUGUCUUCUGGGCUACGUCAACUGGGUUUCUGAGAAAAUUCCAGAUCUUGGGAAAGAUGAGGCUAUGAUUGUAAUUACGUUCUUGAUCUGCUUUGAAGGUCUGACUGCUCUCGCCAACCUCGUGAAACCAUUUGUCACUUGCUUCUUGAAGAAAUUUCCACUCAUUCCAUCAUUCUUUCGCUUCAAUACUCCCUAUUUGUUUUCUCUCAAGAAAGGUCUCAAAGAAAUGGAAGAAGGAGAUAUUUCGGAAGCAUCAAAGAAGGAUGUCGAUUACCUUUUCAAAAUGGAGAUUGAUUGCCAUGAUAUCAUUGCUCUGAUCAUCUGCUCGCCAGUUCUCAUUUCUCAUCUUACUAAGCGCCACUGGAUAACCAACAACUUGAUCGGAAUUGCUUUCUCAAUUUUGGGAAUUGAACGUCUUCAUCUCUCAAGCUUCAAGGCUGGGGCACUUCUUCUCGCCGGCCUUUUCAUUUAUGACGUCUUCUGGGUUUUCGCUACUGAUGUUAUGACUUCAGUUGCCAAAGGAAUCGACGCUCCAAUCCUCCUUCAGUUCCCACAGGAUAUUUAUAGAAAGGGUCCAUGGGAAGCUAACAAGUACAGUAUGCUCGGUCUUGGUGAUAUCGUUAUUCCGGGAAUAUUCUUAGCUCUAUUGAAAAGGUUUGAUCAACGAAUUGUUGAAACAACUGUAGAAGCUAAGAGCCAAAAGAAGCCAGCAAGAUUUUACUUCAGUAUCACAUGCGUCGCGUAUGCUCUAGGAUUGUUUAUUACCAUGCUUGUUAUGCACCAUUUCAAGGCUGCUCAACCAGCUUUGCUAUACCUUGUUCCAUGCUGUCUUAUCGUUCCGCUUAUUGUCGCAACAUUUAGAGGAGAACUCUCAUACUUAUGGAACUACGAUGAAGGAAUGUAUGUGAAAGACGAGACUAAAAAAGUUGAUUCAGCUAAGAAAAAUAAUUAG
Messenger RNA from Caenorhabditis bovis, 1413 nucleotides. NCBI's taxonomy places the organism in Eukaryota, Metazoa, Nematoda, Chromadorea, Rhabditida, Rhabditidae. The record is from the annotation of a GenBank genome assembly.